Armigeres subalbatus is the source of this 4107-nucleotide messenger RNA. RefSeq names its product chaoptin (gene conv). Bases 679 to 3990 code for a protein of 1103 amino acids. Gene Ontology annotation, molecular function: protein binding. NCBI's taxonomy places the organism in Eukaryota, Metazoa, Arthropoda, Insecta, Diptera, Culicidae. Gene Ontology annotation, cellular component: extracellular matrix. The record is from RefSeq and is a predicted model, not a curated record. The transcript is spliced from 9 exons.
UUCGUCGCGUUCGGUCGAUUUUCCCGGGGUAGCUGCUCUGCUUAGUUCCACUCACAGUGGUAGUAGUCGCAGAUCGGUUUCUUGAGUGUUCGUUUCUUGGUGUUGAUCAUCUUAGUUGAAUCCGUUUCUCACUAUUUCCAUAACUAUUGGUAUCGCAUACAUAGUACGACAAAAGUCACCGUGGGCAAGAGGUUUGAUUCAAUUCAGCGCCAAUCGACGUGCCUCUCGGAACUGAAGUGAAUGGUGCCUACAUGUAGUUAAACUACAUACCAUGUUAAUGUGCUACUAGGAAGAGUUUUUGUUCUCCGCUGCCAGCAGCAGAGUAGCGACGCAUGGCAGGGAGCCGUUUCCCAUCGGCGCGCGACUGUCGCUGCUUCUGCGAGCAUGAUCUUGAAGGUCGCCACACCGAUUUACUGCAUGACUGACGACGCCCGUCGACGACCGGUUGCUGUUGAACCGUAGAGUGACUUCAAAUGAGAGACUACGCCUAAGCAGUGUGUUGUUGCUUCGGUUGCUGCUCAUGCUGAUCAAUGUGCAAAGUGGUGGUGUUAUUAUAUGAAAGUAAUACGGAUAAAAAGUGAAUUAACGAUAGAGUAGAAGGAAGGAAAAUACCAGCAGGAAACUGGCUAAUUGUGCGGACGGUGACGGCAACGGAGUGUCUUGAAUUGGUCGUACAAGAUGCUCGGACGACAAGCUGUGGGUUUGUUGGGAGCAAUCGUUUUCAUCCUUAUCGGUGUACUGAGGUUCACCAGUGCUGAGUAUAUUCCACCAGGACCCAAGUAUACAUGCCCGGAAAAACCCAAACUCAUCUACCCAUGCGUAUGCACUCGAGGGACGGAUGAUGGAAUCUUCAUCAACUGUGAAAACUCCAACCUGGCCAGCCUGUCGGUGGCGUUUAUCAAUCUGGCCAACCUGAAUGUGCCCAUCGAAGAGCUACAUCUGAAGCGGUGCAAGAUCAGAAAUCUCUUCGGAACUCUACUUCACAAACUGAGUGUGAAACGAUUGUACGUGCUUGAUACCCCGAUUGUCACUAUCAGAGACCAUGCAUUUUACGGAAUCAACGAUACGCUAAUGGAGUUGCACUUGAUAAAAAGUGAGUUGACGGCCUUUCCCGGAGAUGCACUUAAAAUUCUGGGGCAAUUAAAAGUGCUGAACAUCGAUGGACACCAGAUUGAGAACUUACCCAAGGGUGUGUUCGGCGGGAUGACCUUCGAUGGCUCCUUAGAGAAGUUCCAUUUCGUCAAUGGACUGUUAAGCGAAAUGGGUCAGGAAAUUUUCAUGUCCUUCAAAAAGAUCAGAACCUUGGAUAUUAGCGGAAAUCGGUUGGUGAGCUUGAAAAAGGGACAAUUUAAAGGCCUUCGAGAAGCGGAAAUCUUGGAUCUGAGUCAUAACAAUCUUACCAAGCUGGAUGCGUCGCACGUAUCCGACCUCACCAAAAUGACCUGGAUCAAUGUUUCGCACAAUGCUCUGACGGAGAUUACGAGAGGCACCUUCGCUCGUAAUGCGGUGCUACGGGUGUUGAACAUGGCACACAACAGCAUUAGGAAGAUCGACUCAAACACUUUCAGAGGGAUGAGGUUCCUGCGGCGGUUGUACCUGAACGACAACAUGAUUUCCGACGUUGGACGGGGAACGUUUGGAUCGGUUACGAGGAUUGGAACAAUUGACUUGGCCCGGAAUCGAAUCAAGAAGGUUGACUACCAGAUGUUCUACCAGUUGAACUAUGUUGAGAUUGUCAACCUGGCUGAGAACGAGAUUGUAGAAAUACAGAAAGAUUCCUUCAAGGAUCUUUAUCUAACACACAUAAAUAUAUCACACAACCGAUUGGAAUCCAUAGAAUCGAAAUCCUUUAUUAACUGUGCGAACAUGACUGUGCUAGAUUUCUCCCACAAUUUGAUAAAAUCCAUUCCUCGUAAUGCUUUCGACGAAACAACAUACGCUUCUGAAUGGAUUCUGACACACAAUCUUCUUACGAACAUGUCACAGAUUCCACUUUCUAACAUGACAGGCCUACGAGUUUUGAACGCUUCAUACAAUAACAUCAUAGAUAUUCCAAAGAAUACUUUUCCCAAACUCUACGAACUUCAUACAAUCGAUGUUGCGCACAACAACAUCUCCCACAUUUACAAUGCUGUUUUCCAAAACCUAUUUUCUUUGCGAAUACUGAACCUUAGUAACAAUGCGUUGGAGAAGAUAGGCCCCUCCACUUUCGGAACCCUGCAUACAAUGCUUGAGAUGGACUUGAGCAACAACUACCUCAAAGACAUUACCCGUGGAGCCCUUGCCAAAAUUAGCGGACUACGAGUCCUCACCAUGGCCCACAACAAACUGGAAAAAAUCUUCCAAAUUCCGAUCUCACUAAACCACCUCAAUCUAGCAUAUAAUGAAAUAAGUGAAAUUCCGGACAAAACGUGGCCCACCAUGAACUCACUGCUCUCGAUCGAUCUCAGUUACAACAAACUUCAAAACAACCUGCAGCGCGGAAGCUUCUCCGGUCUGCUCACACUCCAGCACCUGAACCUUGAGGCCAACGAAAUAUCCGAAAUUCCUCGCGAUAGUCUUGCCGACGUUGGAACCUUGCAGUAUCUCUAUAUGAGAGACAAUAACGUCACAACUCUCCCGAAAGCGGCCUUCGGCAACCUUCCAAUUCUGUUCGAAGUACAGAUUAUGAACAACGGAUUAAACCAUGUUAGUGAACGAGCUUUUGAUGGCCUCUUGCAACUAUUGAAUUUAAACAUGUCGAACAACUUGUUGAGAUCGAUUCCCAAUGAUGCUUUCCAUGGGUUGGUUUCCCUACGGAAGUUGGACGUCUCCUACAAUCUGCUGAGCACUUUGGAUAACAAAACCAAUGGAUUACUGGACGACUGUUUAAGUUUAGAAGACGUAAAUCUAAGCCACAACCGUUUCAGUUUCAUAACUAAAAAGACAUUCCCCUCCAACCCGUACAUUCCCUAUCGACUGAAGAAGAUCAAUCUGAGUUACAACACAAUGUCGAUCGUGACGAACGACUUGAAGGUGGGCACCAAAACGGUGACGGAUCUGGAUUUGUCGCACAAUAACAUCAAGGACAUCCGUCAGGGAGUGCUCGGAAACUUGACAUCAUUGCGCUCGCUGGACAUGUCCCACAACGAGCUUGUUAAGCUCGAGAGCAACAUUUUCAACAUGCCGGAAAACUUCUCCGCACUGAGUGUGCACAACAAUAAGAUAAGGAAUGUCAGCUACGAUAGCUUACUGAAGCUAAAGCAUUUGACGAUGUUGGAUUUGCGCGGCAAUGAAAUACGGGCUUUUCAGUCUGAAGUGGUGGACAAAAUAAAGACGUCUAAUUUGAAGGUGCUGUUCGAAGGUAAUCCUCUACAAUGCGAUUGCUAUACUCGUCCUAUGUUCAACUACUUACGAUCAUUGCCAUCAGUCCCAGAAGAGUAUCAGAAUAUCCGCUGUGCUGAGCCAGCCACCGUUUCCGGUACAUCGUUAUCCAACGUCAGUGAUGAACUCCUCGUUUGUGUCCCUGCGUCCGAUAAGGAAAUAUAUAAGUCACUGCCCGAUCUACGAUUCCGCGAAGUCUCUUACUUCCGUGGUCAACUGAUUGUUCAUUGGUAUGUAGCCACCACGAAGGACAUUGGUGACUUCUACGUUUACAUUCGAGACCAACAGAACAAUAUCAUAUUCGAGCGGGUAGUGUCCUACAGUAGUCGUCUGACGGCGAUAAAGGGCGUUGACAUCAAGUCGCCGAGUUCGUCCCUUUUGGAGCUAUGUGUGUUGGCCAAGAGCAGUAGCGAAGAGAUCAACUUCCUUGACACACAGUGCGUACCAUUACCGGAGGAUCUCGAUGCCGUGAAGCAGAAGUACAACGAACAAUACAACUAUAAACUGCCACUAAGUUUGACGGGGGAGCGAAGUGGACGCUCCAGUAGCUGUGAUAAUGCUGUAAAUAGAUUAGUGAUAUUAGUAAGUCUGAUACUCGUCGGAUCAACGUUCAGAUGGGUACGAUGAAAGAAUCGUGGGGUAAAAGUAGAAAAUACAAUAAAACUAAAUUGUUAAUAUAUGUAAUAAUUAUCUGUAAGGAAUUUCUGUAGAAAAUACAAAAAUCAUAUUUAUUAGAAAAUCUAA